Odocoileus virginianus texanus is the source of this 881-nucleotide messenger RNA. It is a transcript of the gene ANAPC15, whose product is annotated as anaphase promoting complex subunit 15. Gene Ontology annotation, biological process: regulation of mitotic cell cycle spindle assembly checkpoint. Lineage: Eukaryota; Metazoa; Chordata; Mammalia; Artiodactyla; Cervidae. The record is from RefSeq and is a predicted model, not a curated record. Gene Ontology annotation, cellular component: anaphase-promoting complex.
UUCGGGGGGCUUUUCCGCUUUCCCUCAUGUUCCCCUUGUUCCCUUUUGGGCGCCUGUUGAUUGGCUGACUCCAGGCGGCCCGAUGGGGGCGGGGAAUCCCACCGUUUCAGGGGAAACCGAAACCCAGGUCCCGGCGGCCUGCCAGCCCCGGCAGCCCCACACCGUGUGACCUAGAGCCAGUCGUUGCCUUUACUGGGCCUCAGUUUUCCUUCUAGGAGCCAUGUCCACCUUGUUCCCCUCACUCUUCCCCCGUGUGACUGAGACACUGUGGUUUAAUCUGGAUCGACCCUGUGUGGAGGAGACAGAGCUGCAGCAGCAAGAACAGCAGCAUCAGGCCUGGCUCCAGAGCAUUGCAGAGAAAGACAACAACCUGGUACCUAUUGGCAAGCCGGCCUCAGAGCACUAUGACGAUGAGGAAGAGGAAGAUGAAGAUGACGAUGAGGAUAGUGAAGAGGACUCAGAGGAUGACGAGGACAUGCAGGACAUGGAUGAGAUGAAUGACUACAAUGAGUCACCUGAUGAUGGAGAGGUCAAUGAGCCUCCUCUUCAGGUGGACAUGGAAGGCAACGAACAGGAUCAGGACCAGUGGAUGAUCUAGGUAGACAAGAAAGGGGGUCCAAGGAUGGCUCUGGACCUCCUACAGAACCAGCUGAUCACCCACCCCCAUGCCCCACCCCAGUGCCUGAAUGCUCAUCCUCGGGCACUUCCUCAGCUGCUGCCAGGACCUGAUCUUCUUGGUCCCUCCCAGGCCAUCAGUAUGCCCUUGAAUCCCCAGGGCCUGAGCCCAGCCCCCUCCCUUCUAGCCAGCACCUCACCCCUUGUUUGUCAGAUCUAGUCUCUUUCUAACUUUAAUAAAGACACAGGACUGAUUUUUUUCCCCA